Molecule: messenger RNA, 1384 nt
Organism: Pterocles gutturalis (yellow-throated sandgrouse)
Lineage: Eukaryota; Metazoa; Chordata; Aves; Pterocliformes; Pteroclidae
Gene: HDAC8
Product: histone deacetylase 8
Exons: 10
Coding region: 1-1017 (338 amino acids)
Molecular function (GO): histone deacetylase activity
Source: RefSeq, a predicted model, not a curated record
AUGGUGCACUCGUUGAUCGAGGCGUAUUCCUUGCUUGACCACAUGAAGAUAGUCAAGCCAAAAGUGGCCUCCAUGGAGGAGAUGGCAAGCUUCCACACAGACGCCUACCUGCAGCACCUGCAGAAGGUCAGCGAGGAGGGGGAUGAUGACCAUCCGGAGUCCGUGGAGUAUGGACUGGGUUACGACUGUCCAGCUACCGAAGGGAUCUUUGAGUAUGCGGCAGCCGUGGGAGGAGCCACCAUCACCGCGGCCCAGUGCCUGCUGGACGGCAAGUGCAAGGUAGCAAUUAACUGGCCUGGAGGGUGGCAUCAUGCAAAGAAAGAUGAAGCUUCUGGCUUCUGUUACCUGAACGACGCUGUCUUGGGGAUCCUGCGGCUGCGCCAGAAAUUUGACCGUGUCCUUUAUAUUGAUUUGGAUUUGCAUCACGGGGAUGGAGUUGAAGAUGCCUUUAGUUUCACCUCGAAAGUCAUGACUGUUUCUCUGCACAAGUUUUCGCCAGGAUUUUUCCCAGGCACCGGUGAUGUCACGGACGUUGGCCUGGGGAAGGGUCGCUAUUACAGCGUGAACGUACCUAUUCAAGAUGGCAUUCAGGAUGAGAAGUAUUACCAGAUCUGUGAAACCGUGCUGAAGGAGGCAUACGCCGCAUUCAACCCCAACGCGGUAGUGCUGCAGCUGGGGGCAGACACCAUCGCCGGAGAUCCCAUGUGCUCUUUCAACAUGACACCCAAGGGAGUGGGCAAGUGCCUGAAGUACGUCCUGCAGUGGCAGCUCGCAACUCUCGUCCUAGGAGGAGGAGGCUACAACCUUGCCAACACAGCUCGCUGCUGGACAUACUUGACUGGGGUCAUCCUUGGGAGAACGCUGUCCUCUGAGAUCCCUGAUCACGAGUUCUUCACAGAGUAUGGGCCUGAUUAUGUGCUGGAGAUCACACCAAGCUGCAGACCAGACCGCAAUGAGCCACAGAGAAUUCAGGAGAUUCUUAACUCUAUCAAAGGGAACCUGAAGCAUGUUGUUUAGCAGAGAAGGAAGGCUCACGUUUCCACAAGAGCAUUUCCCAUGGGGAAGACAGCAUGUUUAUGUGAGCAGCUGGUGAAAUUUGUGGCUGCAAGGAAAAUUUGGAAGAAAUUACUGUUAGUUGGUUGAUUUUUUUAAUCUUUAAAGAAGAAAAGCUGCUGCACACCACCAGCACCGUGGCUCACCCUUGGCAGGAGUGUGGGCCCCCAGCCACAGCCUUCCAGGGCCAGCAGAGCCUCCCUUGCUCCUUUUCUCUUUCCUUUUCUACCACCACAGAGUUUAUUCUCACAAAUGGUUGUAAAUGUUUUUUAAGAGCGGGGCUGCUCAGAGCUGUGAACCCUCCCAGCCAGAGCCCAGUGCGUCACCGCCU